CGAAUAGCAAUUAGUGAUAAACGUCUUAUUAAAGAAGGUGAACUUCGUGAAUGUUUAUCAGAAAAUGGACGUAUGUCAGUAUUACAAAAGUUAACUAUUCGUAAACCAAAUACAUUCUAUUUAAUAUUAUUUAAUGAUAUGUUGCUAAUAACAAAGAAGAAAAA
Messenger RNA from Schistosoma intercalatum, 164 nucleotides. Lineage: Eukaryota; Metazoa; Platyhelminthes; Trematoda; Strigeidida; Schistosomatidae. The record is from the annotation of a GenBank genome assembly.